Messenger RNA from Achroia grisella, 660 nucleotides. RefSeq names its product LYR motif-containing protein 4B (gene bcn92). Bases 66 to 332 code for a protein of 88 amino acids. The record is from RefSeq and is a predicted model, not a curated record. Gene Ontology annotation, biological process: iron-sulfur cluster assembly. NCBI's taxonomy places the organism in Eukaryota, Metazoa, Arthropoda, Insecta, Lepidoptera, Pyralidae. Gene Ontology annotation, cellular component: L-cysteine desulfurase complex; mitochondrion. The transcript is spliced from 3 exons.
UUGUAUUUACAAGUAGAAUUUGUUGUGUUCAUCUUCAGUGAAAAUUGUCUGUAUUUAAAAUAAAAAUGAGUUCUGGUGUGACAAAGUUACAAAUUUUAUCUCUAUACAAAACACUGAUGCGGGAAUCGCAGAAGUUUCCGAACUACAACUUCAGAUCAUAUGCACUGAGACGUGUGAGAGAUGCAUUUAAAGAUGCCAAGAAUAUAUCGGAUCCAAAACUAGUGAAUAAAGAAUUUGUUUAUGCUAAAGAAAGUUUAGAUGUAAUUAAACGACAGGUAAUUGUAGGAAAUAUGUACAGAACAGAAAAGUUGGUUAUAGAGAAUUUACGAUAAAAACACUGGAAUCGUUUGGAGGAUAAAAAAACAUCACUGGCAGCCCGCUUAUAGUACACCGAUACGAUAUGACGUCAUAACUAUCGGUAGCAUCAAGAAAAAAUAAAAAAAAUGUGAUCAUAUCGAUAUUAAAUAGUAGAUUAAUAUAUUAAAAUUACAAUAUAAAGUUUUAUUGCAAGAAAAAACAGCAAUUAAAUUAAGGAAAAUUUUAAAUAUUCCAAAAAAGAGCGCAAAAUAUAAAUUUCUUUUUUCCCGUCUCAGGGAAAGCCGAAAGGAGCAAAUUUAAUUUAUGACAGUUAAUAUCCGCCAUUUUGUUUUAGACUGUCAU